This is a messenger RNA of Lentinula edodes (shiitake mushroom), 1434 nucleotides long. RefSeq names its product heterotrimeric G-protein alpha subunit, GPA3-like protein. Gene Ontology annotation, biological process: adenylate cyclase-activating G protein-coupled receptor signaling pathway. The coding region runs from base 217 to 1281 and encodes 354 amino acids. Gene Ontology annotation, molecular function: GTP binding; G-protein beta/gamma-subunit complex binding; GTPase activity. Gene Ontology annotation, cellular component: heterotrimeric G-protein complex. The record is from RefSeq and is a predicted model, not a curated record. NCBI's taxonomy places the organism in Eukaryota, Fungi, Basidiomycota, Agaricomycetes, Agaricales, Omphalotaceae. The transcript has 8 exons.
AAGGACAUUGAACUGUGGGAAAAUCUGUCAACUGGCCGUCUGUACUUACAACGGUCAGCCACUGCUUUGUUCCUUCUCACCUUCCUUCUUCCUUAUUUUCUUUUCCAUAUCUGCUUAUCAUUUCUUCUCCCGCCCCUCGCUAGUGCGCUUCUGGGUGUCACCUUUCAUACGCGUCCACUGCAGCUUUCUCGUACAAUCAUACAACCUUUUGGAGCCAUGGGGAACUGUGUAUCCCAACCAGGGAAGGAAGACAAGGAGAGGAGUGACGCUAUCGACAGACAGAUCGAGGACGAUUCGAAAAAGUUCAAGAGGGAAUGCAAGAUUCUCUUAUUAGGCUCCGGAGAAUCCGGGAAAUCAACUAUUGUCAAACAAAUGCGUAUAAUUCACAAGGACGGCUUUCCAGACUCUGAACGCGCAACAUAUCGCAGUAUUGUGUAUCGCAACGUUCUUGACUCAGCUCAAGCUAUCAUCGUAGCUAUGCGUAAGCUCGGCAUUGAUUGUACAGUUUACUCAAAUAGAAUGCUUGCCGACAAAAUCAUGGACUACCACCUCGACGAGACGACGGCGUUCACAUUGUCACCUGAAAUAGCAGAUGCGAUACAUCAAUUUUGGGGCGACCCGGUCAUGAGCAAGGUUGUUGACGAGCAUGGCAGCGAAUUUUAUCUCAUGGAUAGUGCACCUUACUUCUUCGGGGAGGUCCUUCGAAUAGGCUCGCCCGACUAUCUCCCCACCGAAACAGACGUGCUGAGAGCACGACAGAAGAGCACCGGGAUAACCGAGACGAGAUUCACAAUGGGUCAAUUAUCCAUUCAUAUGUUUGAUGUUGGCGGCCAGCGCUCAGAAAGAAGAAAAUGGAUACACUGUUUCGAAAGUGUCACCAGUAUUAUCUUUUGUACAGCGUUGAGCGAAUACGACCAAGUUCUAUUAGAAGAACGGAACCAGAAUCGAAUGACGGAAUCGUUAAUCCUCUUUGAGAGCAUCAUCAACUCUCGCUGGUUCCUCAGAACAAGUAUAAUUCUAUUCCUAAACAAGAUCGAUGUGUUCAAGAAGAAAUUGCCGAAGGUCCCUCUAGAACGCUACUUCCCGGAAUACACUGGUGGGAAUGACAUCAACAAGGCGGCUAAAUAUAUUCUUUGGAAGUUUAUGCAGGCCAAUCGCGCAAGAUUAAGUGUCUACCCGCAUUUAACGCAAGCAACAGAUACCACGAACAUUCGUCUGGUAUUUGCAGCUGUCAAGGAGACCAUCUUACAAAAUGCACUGAAAGAUUCUGGUAUCCUGUGAUAUCUUUGGGUGGGGUUGUGGUUUGGGAGAUUCAGGAAGAAGAAACUAUAUUCUUAUUUUAUCGCAUUGCCCUCGAGCACUAGGCUUCGUUGGGCAUAUCGAGCUCUGGAAUCUGGAAUCUGGAAUUGGUUGGCAGAGGACACCGCGAGGGUG